Tricharina praecox is the source of this 805-nucleotide messenger RNA. RefSeq lists its product as uncharacterized. NCBI's taxonomy places the organism in Eukaryota, Fungi, Ascomycota, Pezizomycetes, Pezizales, Pyronemataceae. The coding region runs from base 82 to 744 and encodes 220 amino acids. The record is from RefSeq and is a predicted model, not a curated record. The transcript is spliced from 2 exons.
GUCACGGAUUCUUUACUUCGCCUGAGGUUUCUUGGAACUCUUCCAUUCGUGUAUUGAGGAACACCAAGCCGCCUUCCAUUCAUGUCCCUCAUUCCCAUCAGCACACCACCAAUCAUCCCCCCCCCCCCAUUUCCAUCAGCACACCGCCACUCAAACAGCAUCCCUCCACAGCCAAACACCUUGACCUCCGGCGGGCUGAGUGCCCUGACCAUUCCAGUAGCGAAUCUUCUACGCAUUAGCUCUUUGCCUAUCUUCCAAGUUCCAAGUUCCAACACCAGAGCGGAAACUCACGCUGUAUCCAGUGGUGAUUGUAGCAUCGGGGAAAGCCAUCCACUGGGCACCAGUGCCGUUGUACACCAGCUGCAGCCCUCCGCAAUUUCCGCCGCAGUUCAGCACAGUGAUGGCAAAGUCUGCGGACAGAACGGUGGUGUCGUCGGGCUUCGUGCCGAAGUAGAAGUCGUACAGGUUCGCGGUCUCGGAGGGGAGGAGGUACGCCUGCGCGCCGUUGUCGUCGCGGAAGAGCUCGCCGACCGGGAGGUCGUCGUUGGGUACGGCGUUGGUAAUGCGGCUGACAAAGCCCUGGUAGUCGGCGGAGAUUCGGUUGAAACCUACUCGACCGGCGCUGUCGUAGUCGGCAUAGCCGCUGAGGAAUGGUUCGACGCGGCGGUAGCUCGUGGCGCGCAUCUUGAAGCGCCAGACGCCGUUGGCUUGUGCGGAUGCAAGCGACAGAAGGGUUGCCAAUAGGAUGGGGAGUGCGAGCUUCAUGGUUGCGGGAGUCGAGUGUUGUUUGGAUUCGAUUCGACGA